Molecule: messenger RNA, 2755 nt
Organism: Panthera uncia (snow leopard)
Lineage: Eukaryota; Metazoa; Chordata; Mammalia; Carnivora; Felidae
Gene: DERL3
Product: derlin 3
Exons: 7
Coding region: 115-852 (245 amino acids)
Biological process (GO): endoplasmic reticulum unfolded protein response
Cellular component (GO): endoplasmic reticulum membrane; Hrd1p ubiquitin ligase ERAD-L complex
Molecular function (GO): ubiquitin-specific protease binding; misfolded protein binding
Source: RefSeq, a predicted model, not a curated record
UGGGCGCACUGCGCUCCCCGACAUGGAUUGGCCAAAGUCGGGGAGUGAGGCGGGAUUGGGAGGCGGGUUAAAGAGCGCGCAGCAGGUUGGGCCACGAGUGUCAAAGAAGGUUCAAUGGCGUGGCAGGGACUGGCGGCCGAGUUCCUGCAGGUGCCAGCGGUGACGCGGACCUACACCGCGGCCUGUGUCCUUACCACCGCUGCUGUGCAACUGGAGCUCCUCAGCCCCUUCCAGCUCUAUUUCAACCCGCACCUCGUGUUCCGGAAGUUUCAGGUCUGGAGGCUCGUCACCAACUUCCUCUUCUUUGGGCCCCUGGGAUUCAGCUUCUUCUUCAACAUGCUCUUCGUGUUUCGCUACUGCCGCAUGCUGGAGGAGGGCUCCUUCCGUGGCCGCACGGCCGACUUCGUCUUCAUGUUUCUCUUCGGGGGCGUCCUCAUGACCCUGCUGGGGCUCCUGGGCAGCCUGUUCUUCUUGGGCCAGGCCCUCACUGUCAUGCUGGUGUAUGUCUGGAGCCGCCGCAACCCCCGAGUGAGGGUCAACUUCUUUGGCCUCCUCACCUUCCAGGCACCAUUCCUGCCCUGGGCACUCAUGGGUUUCUCACUGCUGCUGGGCAACUCAAUCCUUGUCGACCUGCUGGGGAUUGCUGUGGGCCACAUUUACUACUUCCUAGAGGAUGUUUUCCCCAACCAGCCUGGAGGCAAGAGGUUGCUGCUGACCCCCAAUUUCCUCCGGGCGGCCUGCACCUGUCUCUUGAGGCCCAGCACCCCCAGAAGGCUGGCCCUGCUCCACUGCAGCCCUAUCAAGUGUCUGCCCACCUCAGCCUGGAGCCCUGCACAGCACAGUUCCCUCUGAGAAGACUGAAGGCAGGCAGGGCCCAGGGGAGGCAGGGUAGGACACUGACAGAAUAAAAGUGGAUGGACCCCUGAUCUGUGGCCUUGCUUCUGGUACCUCAUUUGGAAAAUAGGAACAAUUACAGGGCUGUGAGAGCUCUUCAGAGGAUUACUAUUAUUUAAAACAGCCAACAUAUGUCCACUGAGGGGGCUCCCUAGGUGCCAGGAGCCUUGUCACGCAGUCUCCCUGGAACUUGUGCCCAAGGUUGUGUGAGUGGCCAGCUAGAGAGGGAUGUCCACCCAGGCCUGACAAGAGGCUGUGCCCCUCACACUGCCAGCUGGCACACAGCAGCUGAGGGCUUGUUCUGGCUUCCCUUGUGUGCUAGUGUCCUCAUCCUGAUUCUCAAGGACCGGGAGCAGACAGGGCCCAGCCUGGUGCAUGCACUAAGGCUGUCACCACAACCCAGAACUGCCCCUGGCUCCCCUGCAGAAGCAGGGCUCACUUCUUCCUGCUGAGCUAGGUCCCCAAAGCCCAAGCUUGUGCUGGUGACUCAGAGGCUAGUGACAAGAGCAGCACCAGCCCCCACCCGUGGUACCCUGGGGCCAACCCUCCUCAGCAGCUCCUGAGAGCUCUUCUCCAGCCAGUGUGGUGGUUUGGCAAUCCUGAACCACCCAGCCACAGACCCAAACAUCAUUCCUCACCUCAAGGGCUCCCAGCCACCUUCCUUGGGAGGGCAGACAUGAAAGGCGCCAAGCCCACGCUGAGGGAAGCAAAACAUGUUUUCCUCUUAAUUUAAACAAGGGCUUGUGAGUAGGUCCUGGAGGCCCCUUUGUUUACCUUCCCUUGGCUCUGGGAAGAUUCCACUCCAGUGGGUUUGUCCUAAAAUAAGAACUGCUCAAUCCAACCAUGUAAGAAUGGGCCGAGAGCCAGCAGGGCUCUCGGGUUUGGGACAAACACACAGGCAGGGGUCACCUUGCCUCCCCCUCCUUUGACGGGAUUCUGCAUCAUGGACUUCAAGGCUCCCUGUGAUCCCAGAUGUUCCUACCACCCUGCAGAGUCCAGGUGGGGACACAGAGCCUAGGCAGGGGAGGGCUGUGGCGGAGAUGUCCGAGGGCCCAGGGCCGUAGCUUGUAGGGUAUCUCAGUAUGGGCUCACUUUUAUGCCCUCACAUGAUACAAAAUGCCAGCCAAGAACCACUGCUCUACCCACUUUACAAAUGAGAAGGACAGAGCCUUCAAGGGAAAUGACCUACCCGCCCAUGGCCACUCCACUGGGAGGAGGGGGAGAGAAAACUCAACAGCACCCUCCUCUUUAUGGCCAACUGGCUUUUGACAAGGGUACCAAAGUCCAUACAAUGGGGAAAGACCAGUCUUUCCAACAAAUGGGCACUGGGACAAGAUGACCUUGGAUUAGGCAGAGGUUCUGUAGGUAUCAUAUUAAAAAGCACAGGCAAGGGGUGCCUGGCUGGCUCAGUUGGGACAGCAUAGGACUCUUGAUGUCAGGGUUGUUGAGUUCGAGCCCCACCCUGGGUGUAGAGAUGACUUAAAAAUAAAAUCUUAAAAAAAUUUUUUUUAAAAGCACGGGCAACCGAAGAAAAAAUAAAGUGGACUACACCAAAAUUUAAAGCUUCUGUGCUUCAAGGGACACUGUCAUGAAAGUGAAAAGACAAGCUACAACGUGGUAGAAAGUAUUUGUAAACUGUACCUCUGAUAAGGAACUUGUACCUACAAUAUGUAAAGAACACUUACAACUCAAUAAUAAAAAUACAAAUAGCCCAAUUAAAAACUGAGGGACCUGAGCAGCUAUUUUUCUAAAGAUGAUAUACAAAUGCCCAAUGGCACCUGAGAAGAUGCUUCAUCAUCAUUUGUCAGUGGGGAAAUGCAAAUCACGACCACAAUGAGAUGCCACUCCCUCCCCCUCCCCC